AUGGCACUCGUUACACGCUUCCUGCAGUCCAGACACGCAAAACCUACCGUGACGGAAAAGGACAUGCUCAGUGCAGAUGGCAAGCCGCUUACCGCCGACGGGAAGACUGAACGACAAGUCCAAUUUUCACACAUAUCGAGCGCCUGGAAACGCCUGGUGACGCCAAAGAGCGAUGUAAACAAGAUUUAUUGGGUUCCAAGUUUGUCGGGCAUCAUCAAAGCCGGGGAUGAGGGUCUGUUUUCCUCCGCGUUGUUCGCCAAUCUCCAGGGCACCCCUGGACCAAUACCACUCGAGACCUUGUACAAUGCUUUCGCCGACAAACUUCGAGCCGAACGAGCUUCGUACCCUGGGGACAUGACCAAGUUUCUUGCAAACAUGAAGAGACCCACUGCUAGACCUGCGCUUGGCGGCAGCGUUGGUCGCACGAGGAAGAGCUUGGAUCUAUCGGCGGCAGAGAUGGGUUUGACAAGAGCGUUAUCAGUGAAGAGAUCAGCGGCUCUCUUCGUUUCUAUGCGUAGUGGACUACCAGACGCUGGUACCCAAAAGGCUUCUCAAAAGUCCUGGGUCCGAGAGGGCCAAACUGCCAAGUACCAGGACGAUUUGUGGAGCAUAAAGGUCACGCCUUCAGAACUCGCAGCGCUCUCUAUUAUUCUUGGGACAGAGAUAACCGGAAACACUACUCAGGACUCGUCGGAUGCGGGCGCAUACGGUAUCUCCAUACUGACCGAAUCGACGGACAAGUGCAAGUACCAUGUUACCCUACAACAGAACAAGAUGGGUAGAUCGCGGCGGCAUGCUCAACGUUCAGCCGUCUCACCACUAUUCGCAAAGCAUCUUGCCGCCGGCUCUCUGCCAUACUCACAAGACAAGAUUGGCGUUUACAGCAUUCUCAUCACCGAGGAGUCUUUCGAAGCUCUACAAGCCGGCGCAUCCCUGUACGCCCACCCAUACGUCGCACGCACACCACAAGCCAAGUUCCUUGCCUCGCUCCCCAGCUCGCGCGAGUCCAGAUUCCACAUCCUCGCUACAUCGACCGAAGUACAACCUUCCACAACACUACUAGACGCCAUCGCAGCACUGCCAUUCUCAGGAGGUCUCGCACCUCUUGCUUCAGCACCGCUAAUCAAGACGAUACGAUUCAUCGCGUCGGCCGGCUUACCGCAGGGAAAGCUACUCCAGCGAUUAGAGGGGCUAGUCGACAAAGUGCACCGCCACGCGCCUCAACACAACAUAUUCGGGCCGCUAUACGAGCCCCAGAACGCCGGUGCACUCUACCGCGAGCGCGAACGCCUAGGCAGACUCGCAAACGACGCCAGCACAGCAGACACGCUCGCCGACAAAACAGCCCGCAUGUCACGGUACGUGACACUACUCGAGCGCCUCAUGGCCCUUGUACCAGACAUGAAAGGCCAGGACAUCCUAGAAGCCGUGCAAACAGCGACAAAAGUAGAACUCCAACGCAGUUACGAACAAGCCGUAGCCGCACACAGCACCGCCAGCCCUCGAAAAACUUCAAUCUGCUCAACCACGUACCCGAUACCUGAAACCACACCCGCCUCAAAGGAUACACACCUCUCACCAAACGCCAGCGGUCGUCGGCGCUCCAACAACCGUCUAAGUACCAUCUCAAACCACACCGUACACACCGACGCUAGCUCGGCAUCGUCCAGCGACAAGGAACCUAGUCUAGCUAGGCAGGUUGAGCAGGUCCUCAAGAUGGAGUUGCCGCUUGAUGUGGCUACUGUUGCCUUUGUCGCGCGCAUGGUGGUUGUAGCGUGGACGUGUAGUGUGGGGACUGUGGCGUGGGAGGACGGCCAAAUGGGCUUCCGCGUUCCGGAUGUGGAGGCGCUGCAUAAGGCGGUCAUGUCAUAG
Messenger RNA from Pyrenophora tritici-repentis Pt-1C-BFP, 1872 nucleotides. NCBI's taxonomy places the organism in Eukaryota, Fungi, Ascomycota, Dothideomycetes, Pleosporales, Pleosporaceae. The record is from RefSeq and is a predicted model, not a curated record.